CACAGUGACAUUGAUCGACGUGUUCAGAGGAAGAGGACGGUCUUUCUGAGCUAGCGAAAUGUCUCAGACCGAAGUACACGACUUUGGCGUUGUUGACUACGUGGUUUUCUCUGCUAUGUUAGCGAUUUCGGCAGCUACAGGGAUAUAUCAUGCAUUUGCAAGAGGAGGUCAACACACAACAAGCCAGUUUUUGCUAGCCGACCGUGAAAUGAGUGGUGUCCCAAUUGCUAUGUCUUUAGUCGUGUCAUUUCUCUCUCCAAUUACAAUUCUGGGAAUGCCAGCUGAAACGUUUGUCAAUGGAGCACAGUAUUCUAUUUACGUUCUGUGCAUUCUAUGGGUCUUUCCGGUGGUCGCUCUGAUACUGGUUCCGGUUUUCCAUGGACUCAAACUCACCAGUGCUUAUGAGUACAUGAGUCUUCGGUUUCAUUUUAGUCUACGUAUUAUAUCAUCAAUACUAUUCAUAAUUCAAACUGCAUUCUACAUGGCCGUGACAUUGAUAGGACCCGCCUUAGCCAUUGAAGCAGUGAUUCAGUUUGCUGUUUGGAAGACAGUACUUAUAACAGGAUUGAUUUGUACAUUCUAUACAACAAUAGGUGGUAUGAGGGCAGUUAUUUGGACGGAUGUUUUCCAGUUUUUUGUCAUAGUUGGUUCCUUCAUUACCGUCAUUGUCCUAGGAGUGAUCAAAGCCGGUGGUAUGGAAUAUGUCUGGGAAACCAAUAAACAAGAUGGCCGACUCAACUUCUUUGAAACUCCAUUUGGAAUCACAACCAGGCUGUCUGCGGUGGCAUUGGCUGUAGGGGGUGGAAUGAAUACGUUUCCACUUUACAUAAGUCAGACUGCUGUACAAAGAUAUGCUGCAUCUAAAUCAUUACGUCAAGCACAAAUUGCAGUGGCUUUAAAUUUGCCUUUUCAACUAAUAAUGUUACCCAUGGUGUACUUCACUGGGCUUGUCCUCUAUGCUUUCUAUAAUAAUGCCAUGACUCCACUGAUGCCACCACUGAAUUACACAAUGGCCAACUACUCCUACCAUUCUGAUUUUAUUACUGAGAUGCCAUAUGAGGUUUUACAAUCUACCACAGCUCCUAACUCAUCCUUUAACAUAACAGGCAAUUUUAGCUUAGCCACAUCAUCUGUUUUAGAAAAUGGAAUUGAACCAAGAUAUGUGCCAGAUUACUCCUCAGCUGAUCAGAUUAUGGUAUACUUUGUGAGUUCACAGUUUGGUGUAAUUCCAGGUCUACAGGGUCUGUUUGUUGCAUGUAUCUUUGCAGGAACUUUAAGUACAAUGUCAUCAGGUUUGAACGCGUUGAUAGCCGUCACGUUAGAAGAUAUCAUAAAGCCAUUCAGAAGAUGGAGAGCAUCUCGUUGCCAUAGUGAAGUACACCAAAAUGAUGCUAGGGAUACACUGGUGUCAAAAGUAAUGAGUAUGUAUCUUUGUAUUCUCCUCUAUGGGGCCAAGUUUGGAGUUCUCUGGUUGCUUGGUUACCGUGUGUGCUCCAAUACUCCAUUGCCAGACUUUAUAUACAUGUUCUGUUUUUAA
Messenger RNA from Saccoglossus kowalevskii, 1537 nucleotides. Its product is annotated as sodium-coupled monocarboxylate transporter 1-like. NCBI's taxonomy places the organism in Eukaryota, Metazoa, Hemichordata, Enteropneusta, Harrimaniidae. Gene Ontology annotation, molecular function: symporter activity. Gene Ontology annotation, cellular component: membrane. Gene Ontology annotation, biological process: sodium ion transport; transmembrane transport. The record is from RefSeq and is a predicted model, not a curated record.